CUAAGGAAUUCAAUUCAUUUGUAUGGAAGCAUUUGAACCUAUUAGGACGUGUCUUUUCCUUCACCACACGUCAAUUUGGCAUACAAAGCACAGAGCAUAUACUGUUCUUUGUGAGGUUAAAAGAGAUUUUCAUCUCUACUUUGCAGAAAUGGGAAUCGUGAUGCUCUACAACAGCAAACAAUCGAUCUGAUGUUGUGUUCGUUUGGAGAAGACGUUACAAGGCAUGACUUGAUUGAGCAUGAAGAAGAUUUUGGGGAUGAGUCUCAUUAUUUCGGUGAUGGAUCAAGAGCAACAAUGAUGUCUCGAAAAUGAAAUACUUGCUGGCAAUGGUGGUGUUGAAUGGAGAGAGUACCUCAGUUAUGUAUGGGUGUGGACCAGAUUCAUCCAUGGACAGAAAAGGGGGUUCCCGACAGGUUUACAAGCCGGAAAACCAGCUGAAAUAUAUGCAGCUACUGCUGUUAAUUGGUGAUGGAGAAGAACGGGGAGUUGCUGCCGUGAUUAAUGGCAGUAAAUGGUGUUGCUGAUGAUCGAUGGCGGUAGUUGGAUGGUUAAUAGCGGGUGAUGUUUUGCAGUUAGAGUGUGAACUGAAAAACAACCAAGAAGGAACUGUGGUCGUGCAAAAGUGUUUGCAGUGUGGUUGUUGGUAAUAGACUAGUCUGUCGGUAUCAAGAGACCGACAUCAAGCUUACCUGCUACAAGUUAAUGGUUGCGAGAUGCCUGCUAAGUGGUUAUGGAUGAUGGCUGUACAGGGAGAAGAGUAUUUGGGUAGUUUUUGAAUUGGAGGUUACAAAGACAAGAUGCUCAUAAAGUUCAACUGUGGUUCGAGUAAUGUAUAGGGAAGAACUGAAUUCAGGCUACAAGAAAUGAAAUCGUUGUGUGCUGUCUCAAAUGAAGAAACGGGAGAUAGUUAUGGGUUGUAUCUCAAGGUCAUGAGACCAGUGAAGACGAAAAGAUGGACUGGCUGAAGGAUGAUGUUCAUAGUUGCCGAAAUUCCUUUUCCUCGCCAAUUUGAGUUCACAUCUUUCUACAAUUUACGGCGAUAAGAAAUGGGUCUGAAGUUGGAUCUAAUGGAGAAAUGGAGGUGUAUUUGUUGUGUGUUACGAGAGAUGGCAUGGCUAUUGGAUUCCUGGUGGUAAGCUGUUGUUGCCGAGAUGGAGAAGAAUUGAGCUCGAGUGGUGAUUUGUAUGAGCCGUUGGUACUGGUGGAGGAUGAUGGUCAAUGAGAUGAGAAGAUGUGGCUGCAGUCAGUGAAGGCGAGUGCUGGGUAGGCGGACAGAGAAUAGAAGCUGGCAAGGUGAUUGAAUGGGCUUUUGGAGAUACUUCAAUAGUCCAGUUAGAGGACUUCGCAGCAUAUAUAUAUUUUGAGAUAGAAGAUCAGAAAGGAGAGGCCAACGCUGCAAGAGGCUACACAGCCGAGAAUAGCAGUUAGGUUCUGAAGGGGAGGCGCGGCUACAAGCAGUUCAAGAGAGCCGCAGAGGAGAUUAGGAAGCUUUUUUGAGGAUGAUGAAUUUUUUGUACGAGACGUCAUCUAAGAUGACACUUGCAGAAUAUAAGCGUAGAAAUUCACAUUCUCAGGAGAGAUCUCCUGAUAUGAUGCUUGGGGAGUAUAUGCAUAGGCAACGGUAUGGAGAUUUUGCUCCACAUGUGGUAAGUGAAGAAUCGCCUCUAAUGAUAUAUGAGAAGUAUUACAAACACACACCGCUUAGUUUGGAACAAAGAUUGAGAGUUCUUGAAUGCCAAAAAUUAUUUGCUGAUGAUGAUGAAUAUUGUAGUGACUCUCUGUUCCAGACAGAACAUAUAGAUGACCCCGUGGAUGAUUGUCCGGAUUAUUUUCCUAAUUCCAUAGAUGAGUCUACCUCACAAGAUCAUUCACCCGACUUAGAGGUUGUUUCUAGACCCCUAGACUUCCAAAAGUUGCCUAAUAUAGGGUUAGAAUUGUGUGCUUCUAAAGUGUUGUUGGAUUACUUUGCAUCUAAGUACACAGAAGACUUGCUUGUUCCUGAUAUUGUGCAUGAGGCGGUUGAUACUAUUAAGGUAACUUGCACUGCUGAUUUUGAACCUUUAUCAGUUUGCAUUUCUCAUUUUGCUAAUUAUAAUGACCCUAUGCCUAAUGAUAUUGUCGAUGCAUUGUGCCCUCCUAUGGUAAAUCAAGGUAACUUAACAACGAAAGUUAUUUCCGCGGACUUAGAACCAGAUUUAGGAGUUACUGAUUUUUAUGAACUUAAACCACUAAAUGCAUGUUUAGGUCAUUGUGCUGAGUUUGAUGAUUCUUUUCCUUUUGACAAUGUCAAUUCGUUACUUCCUAUGAUUUCUAGUGAAGAUAUUGUGUCGACGGAAGUUAUUUCAGCUGAUCUUGAACCUGAUUUAAAGAGUAUGUCCCAAAUAGAAACUAAUAUAUAUUUUAUGUUUGUUGUCCAUGUGAGUCAUUUAAUUAUCUUGACUAAGGACUAUAUUCUAUUGGGAACGGAUUUACACAUAUAUUGGGAUGUUUUAGUGUUUGCAGGUUCAUAUUUGCAGCUGACCUGAUUCGUUGGGUUGAUCCCCAACUUUUCAGACUUUAUAUAUAUGCUUUGCUGGUUACUUUGGUGCAACCUCAUCUUGUUUGAGGUUCUCAAUGUGCGCAAAGAUGGAUACAAGAUUAUGCUUCAUGGGAGAUAAGAUCACGCUUCAUGGGAGUCAAACCAUCAGAUUAGUUUUCUUUCCUAUAUCUUUUAUUUGUUUUCUUGAAUUUCCCAUCUUGAUUUCGAGUACGUUGGAUGACUCAAUUACAUUGAGGACAAUGUAACGUUUAAGUGUGGGGGACUGG
This is a messenger RNA of Papaver somniferum (opium poppy), 2805 nucleotides long. RefSeq lists its product as uncharacterized. Lineage: Eukaryota; Viridiplantae; Streptophyta; Magnoliopsida; Ranunculales; Papaveraceae. The transcript has 2 exons. Bases 1500 to 2525 code for a protein of 341 amino acids. The record is from RefSeq and is a predicted model, not a curated record.